AGGAAGGGUAAAGGUCAACACCGUGGUGACAAGGUGGAAAGAUGUCUGUAUGGGCAGUGGUUGUGUGUUGAUAUUGAAGAGUGGGGCAGGAAGCAAUCUGGUCAUGUGGUGCAUCUGAAGAUCAACUGGAUGGCAUGAGGUGAAGAUGUCAAUAAGAAUGGCAAAUGUAGGCGGUGAAACUUUGGUAUCAGAAGAGCAGAACUUUGGUGCUCAAGCCACAGGAGUGGAAUGGACUAUCAUUAUCCUCACGUGCCAGUACAAAGAUAGUGUGUAUGCCUUCCAGAGAGAGCUUGAAAUCCGCCAGCGCAAAGGGUCUAUUGCUCCUGGUGUGGUCCUACUUACCGUUGGGGAUCCAGAGGCUCAUGUUGGCAGUGGAGGUGCAACCCUCAAUGCAUUGUUGGUUGCUGCCGAACACCUCAGUGCCAGGGCAGGAUAUACGGUUGUCACCUCUGAUGUACUGCAGACAGCACGACUACUGAUCCUCCACAUGGGUCGAGACUUUCCCUUCGAUGACUGUGGCCGUUCAUUUACCUGCUUCCCAAUGGAGAACCCCACUGGAAAAGCAGAGGCUCUUGUCUGUAACAUCGAUGUUCUGCUGCACCUCAUGACACACAAGCUGGGACCAGGCAGUCCACCAGGUGUAUGGGUGUGCAGCACAGAUAUGAUCCUGACUGUCCCUUCCUACCCAGAUAUAUGUUGGGAUGGAUUCAGUGGUGUUCGAGUGGUGUCCAUACCUGGGACUGUCAGUUAUGCUCGCAAUCAUGGUGUCUACCUCAUUGACCGGGAGGGUUACAUCUGUGACAUCAUCUACAAGGGAACAGAGGAGAAGAUAAAGGAAUGUGCACUACAGGACGGCAGAGUUCCUCUGGUAUCCGGUAUCGUGUUCUUUUCAUCAGAGACGGCUGAGAAACUCCUGGCUACACACGUCAUUCCUCCACUGGACGGUUGCACCUACAUGGGUCUGGACUCAGGGGCUCAUCCUGUUCAGCUGUCCAUUUUCUUUGACAUCUUGCUCUGCAUGGCACGCCACAUUGGCAAGGAGGCCUUUGUGGACGGGGCCAGAAGGAUCCUGCAGAGCGGCGACAUCACUCCCCCCAGCACGGACGCGGCGACGAUGAGCAGUGCCAGGGCUGCUCUUUGGCAGGAGCUCCGAGGUAUUCCCAUCACUGCGGUCCUUAUAACUGAUGGUGGCUAUGACUACAUGAGCCUGUCACCCGAUGAUCACAUACGGAACCUGACCCGGAGAGGGAAUGUGUCUGACUGCUUCGUGAGCCGUCACGUUGUGUACUCUAAGCUGACACACCCUGCUCUGCUGAACGAGAAUUGUUCUGUCAUCAAUAGCCUCCUGGAUGGAGAGACCAGAGUCGAUGCAAACAGUGUGGUCCAACACUGCCACCUAGAGGGGUCCAUUCACUUGGGGUCUGGUUGUCUUCUGUCGGGGGUGGAUGUGCCGUCAUCCCUCGCGCUCCAACGACGCCAGCUCUGUGACGUGAUCAUCCAGGGGCACCACAUCAGGCUGAGGGGCCUGCAACUGAGGACUUUCACCAUCAUGGGACGUCUGGAUGACCUGCAGGUGCCUUUCAGCAAUAGGUCCUCAACCUUCCUGAACGUACCAUGGUCCACGUUCUUUGAAAGAACAGGAAUCAAGAAAGAGGAGAUGUGGGCUCCCAGCCGCCUGGAAAACAACUUGCUCAAUGCUCAGCUCUUCCCGAUCUUGCAUGCAUCCGAGCCCAUCGGGUUGGAGGAUGUGCUGUGGCUCCUCGGACGGCAGGAUGGACGGGAUCUGAGGAAGUGGCAGUCCGCCUGGCGCCUGUCGAUGAGGGAGAUCCUGAGCUGCCUGGACCAGCAGGCUGAGCUCGCCUGGAGGCAGCAGCUCUUCCUCGCCCGGGCCCAGCACCAAGUGCAGAGCACCCUGCACACCCGCAGAGACAGCAGCCUCUGCCCUCUGAUCAGAGCAGCUGUCUGUGAGGGACAUGAGCAGCAGAUACUCCACACCCUCGAUACAGUGGCUGCCACCACCAAGGACCUGGGAGUGGCGGCCCGUGCCCUUGCCUGCGUGGCCGAUGUCCUGGGUUGUAUGGCCAGGGGGCGGGGCGGGCUCCGAAGCGGGCCUGCUGCCAAUCGGACCUGGACUGGAGCCUUCCGGCUGCUGGAGAGCGGGAACGUGGCGCUCGGGGUGGAGAAGCUGACAGAGGAGCGGAGUAAAUGGCUGAGCAGACCUGACCUGCUUGUGAGGGCUGCCCGUCACUACGAGGGGGCGGAGCAAAUCCUGAUCCGACAGGCUGUCAUGUCAGCCCAUGAGUUCAUCUCGAUGAGCAAGGCGGAGCUUCCUCCCAUGAACCACUGGCUGGUCGCCGAAUGUCCGGCUCGUAUCGACAUCUCGGGUGGCUGGAGUGACACACCACCCAUCACGUACGAACACGGGGGAGUGGUGCUGGAUGUCGCCGUUCUGGUGGACAAGCAGAAACCGAUUGGCGCAAAAGCGCGCCGCAUCCUGGAGCCAAAGCUGCACCUGGUCAUGAGCAGAGGCGGCAGAGAGCAGGGGAUGCCCUUGGAGAUAACGUGCCAGAGUCUGGAUGAUCUGAAGGACUACUGUCAGCCCCAUGCACCAGGGGCUUUGCUGAAGGCAGCCUUUAUCUGCACAGAAAUCAUCCAGUACCCCUCCCAGGUGUCGCUGCGGGAUCAGUUGAUGGCAGGGUUUGGCGGCGGCUUUGAGCUUCACACUUGGUCCAGUCUGCCCCAUGGAUCUGGCAUGGGAACAAGUAGCAUCCUGGCAGGCGCGGUGGUAGCAGCCCUGAUCUCAGCAGCUGGGAAGUCCUGUGAUACCACUUCCCUUAUCCAUGUUGUGCUUCACCUGGAGCAGAUCCUGACAACAGGUGGAGGCUGGCAAGAUCAAGUGGGAGGGCUGGUGCCUGGGAUCAAGGUCGGUCGCUCCAAGCCCCAGUUGCCCCUCAGAGUGGACAUUGAGCGUAUCCCGGCGACUGGCGAGUUUGUGAAGACCCUGAAUGACCACCUGCUGCUGGUGUACACGGGGAAGACACGGCUGGCCCGCAACCUUCUGCAGGAUGUGCUGCGGAACUGGUACGCCAGACUGCCCAGUAUCGUGCAGAACACAGACGCACUGGUUAGGAACGCGGAGGAAUGUGCACAAGCUUUUAUCAAAGGCGACCUCUCCUGGAUCGGGCGGUGCCUGAAUACCUACUGGCAGCAGAAGAAGUGCAUGGCACCUGGGUGUGAGCCAUUGGCGGUCCGGGAGAUGAUGACCAUCCUGCAGCCCCACGUACAUGGGCAGAGCUUGGCUGGGGCAGGAGGUGGCGGCUUCCUUUAUCUCCUAACCAGAAAACCUCGGCAGAAAGAAGCAAUCGAGAGGAUACUGAGAGCAAGCGAGGGUUUGGGGAACUUCAGCGUCCAUGAGGUGGAGGUUGAUGAGACUGGACUCACCGUGUGCCUGACUGGACCAGAGGGACACCCAAGUCUCACACUGAUUACCUGACCAACCAAAACAGACUUUGUUCUAUCAAGAACUAAGGAAAAUCACUGAAAAUAUUGAUGGACCUGAUUACAUUUAUUGGUAUUGGUAUUUGAGUAGUUCAAGACAUCCGUGUUAGUAAUUUUUGUUUGUAUAGUUCACUUUGAUUAUGACACACUAAUCAGAACUUUCCUCUAUCUGCCUCACACAUCAGAAGUUAACCUGAUGUAAGUAUUUUUCUAGAAUACAGGUGACGUGAUGAAACAAAUGAAGUUUGAGUGGUUUGUAACGAUUCAUACUUCAGGGUUAGAGCCCUGAAGGGGCACUGCAAGGUCC
Pristis pectinata (smalltooth sawfish) is the source of this 3805-nucleotide messenger RNA. Its product is annotated as L-fucose kinase. The transcript has 24 exons. Lineage: Eukaryota; Metazoa; Chordata; Chondrichthyes; Rhinopristiformes; Pristidae. The record is from RefSeq and is a predicted model, not a curated record. The coding region runs from base 146 to 3493 and encodes 1115 amino acids. Gene Ontology annotation, molecular function: fucokinase activity; ATP binding. Gene Ontology annotation, biological process: GDP-L-fucose salvage.